Molecule: messenger RNA, 1058 nt
Organism: Xenia sp. Carnegie-2017
Lineage: Eukaryota; Metazoa; Cnidaria; Anthozoa; Malacalcyonacea; Xeniidae
Exons: 3
Coding region: 197-892 (231 amino acids)
Source: RefSeq, a predicted model, not a curated record
AAGAAAAAACAAAGUUUUUUUUGCGGUUUGAAUUAGCUUGCUUUUGAGAAAUUUCCGCGCCGCUGAGGGGACUUAAAACGAGAGGUUUGUGACGUCAUUUAAGGAACGUAUGAAUGCGCUGCAUACAAAACAACAUAGUGUGAAAUAACAAUUCUUUAUAUAUUGCUUUGAAAUUAAUAUAAAAAUUGUACGAAACAUGUCGACAUCUGAUUCUGAGUCGAGUACAGCAACAACAGCGGAAAAUAUUGAAUUGAACAGUCGGGAAUUCGAUUUAGAAGACGAAGAUCAAUCGUCAUCAAAUGCGCUCCGCAACACCGAUGGCGAUUUUAAGUAUGGCCAAGCUGAAGCGUAUGAAAACGAACCACUUGCAGAUGAAGAGUGGUUAGAAAACUAUAGUAGAGAGACAGAAGAAGAAAGACGCCAAACAGAAGAGCUCGAACGCAGAAUGCAAAAUGAAGUUCCUCUUGAUUCUUGGUGCAAUUGUGGUAACUGCCGUGUUCCUCUCUUGGUUAAUCCAAAAGAAUGUAGAUGCUGCCACGAAAUUGCCAAUUGCAUGAUUGAAAUGCAAGAUCAUAUGGUGGUAUCCGAAUUAGGAAGGCAGCCAAAAUGCAUAACAGAGCAUCCAGGAUUUGAUGCCAUUUGCCUCAAUCGAUGGGUAUUAAAUUUAGCUGCCAAUCUUUACCAAAGACGAGAUGGAGUUAGAUAUCAUAAAGGAUUCUUGGAGCAAAGGUUUUUUCGAGUUGUUGCAUAUAGACAAUUUACAAGAAUGGUAAAUGGCAUUCUUCGAGACAAAAGAAUUCCACUUCCAGCUUGUGCUUACCAUGUUAUUCGAAAAACUUUUAAUUUAAAAAAAAAUGAACACUUUGCAGGGUAUGAAGAGGACAAUCUGUAAAAUAACAUAACAUUAUAUAUCAUUUUAGGUGUUGUUUGCAUGAGCCCAGCUAGUAGGGAUUCAGUAAAGUGUGGAAUGAUUUAAGCCACUCUUGAUAUAUUGCAUCUUCAUUUCACACUUAUACUUGUUAUACAAAACAUACAAAAUUACAAUUCCUUUCUCUUUA